Amaranthus tricolor (Joseph's coat) is the source of this 2169-nucleotide messenger RNA. Its product is annotated as cytochrome b6-like. The record is from RefSeq and is a predicted model, not a curated record. NCBI's taxonomy places the organism in Eukaryota, Viridiplantae, Streptophyta, Magnoliopsida, Caryophyllales, Amaranthaceae. The transcript has 2 exons. The coding region runs from base 907 to 2091 and encodes 394 amino acids. Gene Ontology annotation, biological process: respiratory electron transport chain; photosynthetic electron transport chain. Gene Ontology annotation, cellular component: thylakoid membrane.
UAAAUCCACAAGAAAAUGAAAUCAAAAAGAACCAACAAGUUUUAGCCUUUCAAUACAAAGUGAAUUUUUAGGGCUCCGAUUUCUAUUUCUAAAUUCCCUUGUUGGUAGUUCGAUCGUGAAAUUUCUUUCUUUCUGUAUUUCCGGAAUAUGAGUGUGUGACUUGGUAUAAUUGAUCCUAUUGAUAAUACAGAAAAUGAGUCUGUCAUCUUACCCUGAUGGAGAUGGUUCUACCUCGUCGGAUAUUUCUUUUGGUAUCUGAAACACGGAAUAGCUAAAAUAUAUUAAGAAAUAUUUGAACUAUGAUUCAUAUUUAAUAUUUAGACCUCGAGAUCGGAUUCAAAAAAAUUUGUUUUUCAAAGAAAGAAUUAUAAGUUAUAAAUCGAAAGAUUUUUAUUAUUUCAAACUCCUUUGUAUGACUAUUUUGUGUAAUCAACAGACAAAUUUUUUUGUAUUAUUAGUCAUAAUACCUAUCCUAUAUGAUUGAAUCAGUGAUGAUACAACGGUUCUUACUCAAGGAAUCUUUGUGCUUAACUUUAAGGAUUUUAUUGAAUUAUCGUGGUUCUAGUAUGAAUCUGGGGGUUCAAGCGAUUCAUAGGGUCUUAACAAGAGAAAUUCCUAUCAAUGAUAAAAAAAGCAAAAAGCGGUAUUAGGCAUAGGCACAAAAAAAAGAAAUCAAAGAAAAAUAGGAAAAGAGAAUAUUCAAGAAGCCUGUAGUAACAAUUAAGCGAAAGACAACUGAGCUGACUUGAUAUUUUGGCAUUAUCACCACAAAGAAGAACUGUCGGAUUUUUAUUCCUUUCUAUCUUCCGAAUCUGAAUAGGGGAUUAAGAAGUUUUCAACUUUCUAUUCUAUAAUCCCUUUUCAUUUUAAUUCAGUAUUUGGGUGUGUCUGCUUGAGCUGUACGAGAUGAAAGUCUCAUAUACGGUUCUUAGGGGGGGGGAUUCGAAGGUUACCUAUCUCAAUAAAGUCUAUGAUUGGUUCGAAGAACGUCUCGAGAUUCAGGCGAUUGCGGAUGAUAUAACUAGUAAAUAUGUUCCUCCUCAUGUUAACAUAUUUUAUUGUCUAGGCGGAAUUACUCUUACUUGUUUUUUAGUACAAGUAGCUACGGGGUUUGCUAUGACUUUUUACUAUCGUCCAACCGUUACUGAGGCUUUUGCUUCUGUUCAAUAUAUAAUGACUGAAGCUAACUUUGGUUGGUUAAUACGAUCAGUUCAUCGGUGGUCGGCGAGUAUGAUGGUUCUAAUGAUGAUCCUGCAUGUAUUUCGUGUGUAUCUCACCGGUGGGUUUAAAAAACCUCGAGAAUUGACUUGGGUUACAGGUGUGGUUCUAGGUGUAUUGACCGCGUCUUUUGGUGUAACCGGUUAUUCCUUACCUUGGGAUCAAAUUGGAUAUUGGGCAGUCAAAAUUGUAACAGGCGUACCGGACGCUAUUCCUGUAAUAGGAUCGCCUUUGGUAGAGUUAUUGCGGGGGAGUGCUAGUGUGGGACAAUCCACUUUGACUCGUUUUUAUAGUUUACACACUUUUGUAUUGCCUCUUCUUACUGCUGUAUUUAUGUUAAUGCACUUUCUAAUGAUACGUAAACAGGGUAGAAUCUAUAAGAAUUCACCUAUCCUAAUAACAAAAAAACCUGACUUAAAUGAUCCUGUAUUAAGAGCUAAAUUAGCGAAAGGUAUGGGGCAUAAUUAUUAUGGGGAGCCCGCAUGGCCUAAUGAUCUUUUAUAUAUUUUUCCUGUAGUGAUUUUAGGUACUAUUGCGUGUAACGUAGGAUUAGCGGUUUUAGAACCAUCAAUGAUUGGUGAGCCGGCGGAUCCGUUUGCAACUCCUUUGGAAAUAUUACCUGAAUGGUAUUUCUUUCCUGUAUUUCAAAUACUUCGUACAGUACCAAAUAAGUUAUUAGGCGUUCUUUUAAUGGUUUCAGUACCUGCGGGAUUACUAACAGUUCCUUUUUUAGAGAAUGUGAAUAAAUUCCAAAACCCAUUUCGUCGUCCAGUAGCUACAACUGUUUUUUUGGUUGGUACUGUAGUAGCCCUUUGGUUAGGUAUUGGAGCAACAUUACCCAUUGAUAAAUCCCUAACUUUAGGUCUUUUUUAAAUUGAUUCAAUUGUGAAAUAACACAAGGUCUGUAUCUAGGGAAUAGUCGCUUCAAAGUGAAUUUUCCCUAGAUACAUC